Pundamilia nyererei is the source of this 7698-nucleotide messenger RNA. RefSeq names its product kinesin family member 21A (gene kif21a). Gene Ontology annotation, cellular component: microtubule associated complex. The transcript has 34 exons. The record is from RefSeq and is a predicted model, not a curated record. Gene Ontology annotation, molecular function: ATP binding; microtubule motor activity; microtubule binding. NCBI's taxonomy places the organism in Eukaryota, Metazoa, Chordata, Actinopteri, Cichliformes, Cichlidae. Gene Ontology annotation, biological process: microtubule-based movement; spindle elongation; mitotic spindle organization. Bases 407 to 5113 code for a protein of 1568 amino acids.
GAGAGGAACGGCGAGGCACGGAGGGGCGCGCGCACAUGUGCGAGUGUGUUUGAACCAAUGAACGCGUACGCGCGCGCCAUUGGCUCACCAGCAGCCGGAGUGGCAGUGUGCAGACGGGCUCGAGUCGGAGCAUCAGGGCCAAGUUGCGCAGAGAUGCAGCGUACGUAGACGCAGCACGCGGGCACACCACCGCGGCUCUUCCCCGAUAUCAUGGUUUAAACACCGUUAAGAUAGGUUGUUGUGGGUUUUAUUUUAUUUUUUUAAUGGCGGCGCUGAAGUCGAGGUGAUCCGCUCGCCAGCGGGAGUAUAGUGCGCACUCCUUUUUUUUGUGCCGGGGCUAGUAGCCAACGCAGAUAAAUCCGCACUAUUAUUAUUUUUUCUUCUACCUGCUGUUGCAUAAGGAAUCAUGACAACGGGACAGGAUGAAAGCUCUGUCCGUGUGGCAUUGAGGAUUCGUCCUCAGCUGGCCAGGGAGAAGAUUGAGGGAUGUCACAUCUGUACGUAUGUGAUGCCUGGAGAGCCCCAGGUGAUCCUGGGGAAAGACAAGGCCUUCACCUAUGACUUUGUGUUUGAUAUGGACUCGCAGCAGGAGACCAUCUACGGUACCUGCACAGAGAAGCUGAUCGAAGGCUGUUUCGAGGGCUACAAUGCCACUGUGUUUGCAUAUGGACAGACUGGUUCAGGGAAGACGUACACCAUGGGGACUGGCUUCGAUGUCAACAUAGCAGACGAAGAGCUGGGUAUCAUCCCCCGUGCUGUCCACCACCUCUUCAAGGGCAUUGAAGAGCGCCGGCGGACCGCCCAGGAGCAGGGACGUCCUGUACCAGAGUUUAAAAUCAAUGCACAGUUCCUCGAGCUUUACAACGAGGAAGUUCUGGACCUCUUUGACUCAGCUCGAGACAUGAAGCAGAAAUCUCACAUUAAGAUCCAUGAAGAUGCCAACGGUGGAAUCUACACAGUGGGAGUGACCACACGGACGGUGUCCUCCGAAGCUGAGAUGAUGCAGUGCCUGAAACUGGGGGCUCUGUCUCGCACCACAGCCAGCACUCAGAUGAACGUCCAAAGCUCCCGAUCUCAUGCCAUCUUCACCAUCCACCUGUGCCAAGUCCGCGUCUGUGCCUCUGACAAUCAAGAAAAUGACACUGAUAAUCGAGUCACCAACGGUAACUCUGAGAUGGACGAGUAUGAGACACUGACGGCCAAGUUUCACUUUGUGGACUUGGCCGGUUCGGAGCGGCUGAAAAGAACCGGAGCGACGGGUGAUCGAGCCAAAGAGGGCAUCUCCAUUAACUGUGGACUGCUCGCCCUGGGGAAUGUAAUCAGUGCUCUGGGUGACCGGAGCAAGCGGGCCUCACAUGUGCCUUACAGAGACUCCAAACUCACCCGACUCCUGCAGGACUCAUUAGGAGGAAACAGCCAAACAGUGAUGAUUGCAUGCAUCAGUCCAUCUGACCGUGACUUCAUGGAAACUUUGAACACAUUAAAGUACGCGAACAGAGCGCGGAACAUCAAGAACAAGGUGAUGGUGAACCAGGACAAGGCCAGCCAGCAGAUCAGCGCUCUGAGGACGGAAAUAGCUCGACUGCAGAUGGAGCUCAUGGAGUACAAGACGGGUAAACGUUUGGUGGGUGAGGACGGUGUGGAAAGCUUGAGUGACAUGUUCCACGAAAACUCCAUGCUGCAGACAGAGAACAGCAACCUGAGGGUGAGGGUGAAGGCCAUGCAGGAGACCAUCGAUGCCCAGCGGGCACGACUCACCCAGCUGCUCAGUGACCAGGCCAACCAGAUUCUCGCCCGUGCAGGUGAAGGAGGCACAGAGGAAAUUGGAAACAUGAUUCAGAGUUACAUUAAAGAGAUUGAAGACCUUCGGGCAAAACUCCUGGAGAGCGAGGCUGUCAGUGAGAAUUUGAGGAAGAAUCUGUCCCGUGCCUCCAACCGUCAGUCGUUCUUUGGAGGGUCCAGCUCCUUUUCCUCCACUCUUCUGGCCCCCGAGAAGGAGACUGCUGACAUUAUCGAACUCGCUAAGAAAGAUCUGGAGAAACUGAAGAAACGAGAAAAGAAGAAGAAGAAAAGCGUCAACAAAGAAGAAGUUCCUGACAAUGAGCAAGAAAAGGGUACAGAGAAGGAAAUGACAGAGAGGGCCAGUGAGGACACGGAAAUGGAGGUCCAGGAUGGCAGUGACCAUGAGGAGGGAGAGGAAGAGGAAGAAGAGGAGGAGGAAGAGAUGGAUGUAGAGGAGAGCUCUGAUGACUCUGACUCAGAGUCAGAUGAAAAAGAGAAUUACCAGGCAGAUCUGGCCAACAUCACCUGUGAGAUUGCCAUCAAGCAGAAGCUGAUUGAUGAACUGGAGAACAGCCAGCGGCGUCUACACACACUGAAACAGCAGUACGAACAGAAGCUGAUGAUGCUGCAGUGCAAGAUCCGAGACACCCAGCUGGAGAGGGACCGCGUCCUCCAAAACAUGAGUUCAGUAGAAACUGGUACAGAGGAUAAGGCUCGCAAAAUCAAGGCUGAAUAUGAGAAGAAGCUGAGCAUCAUGAACAAGGAGCUUCAAAAGCUCCAGUCGGCCCAGAAGGAGCAUGCCCGCCUACUCAAGAACCAAUCACAGUACGAGAAACAGCUGAAGAAGCUUCAGAUGGAUGUGGCAGAAAUGAAGAGGACUAAGGUCCGUCUUAUGAAGCAGAUGAAGGAGCAACAGGAGAAGAACAGGAUGAACGAGUCUCGCAGAAACCGAGAAAUAGCUUCUUUGAAGAAGGACCAGCGCAAGCAGGAGCAUCAGCUGAAGUUAUUGGAAGCUCAGAAAAGACAGCAGGAGCUUAUUCUGAGGAGGAAGACUGAGGAGGUGACAGCUCUGAGGAGGCAGGUCAGGCCUACCUCGGGUAAGGUGAUCCGAAAGGUCAAUCUUCCAGAACCAGUCCAGGACUCCUCACACAGACCCCCCUCUGGACGCAUGUACUCCUCCAGCAACAGUGCUCCCAAUGGCACCUGGUCUUCUUACAGGCGCACAGGAAGUGUUUACAGCACCAGAAUGGCUCGCAACAAAUGGCAGUCCCUGGAGCGGCGUAUCUCUGAUGUCAUCAUGCAGAGGAUGACCAUCUCUAACAUGGAAACCGACAUGAACCGCCUUCUCAAGCAAAGGGAGGAGCUCACCAAGCGCAAGGAGAAGGUCCUCAGGAAGAAGGACCGGCUGCUCAGAGAGGGGCCAGAGGCAGAGAAGACUGUUCUUCCCAUCAAUGAGGAAGUGGAAGCAUUGACAGCCAACAUUGAUUAUAUUAAUGACAGUAUUGCAGAUUGUCAGGCCAACAUCAUGCAGAUGGAGGAAACCAAGGAGGAGGGUGAUUCUGUGGACGUCUCUGCUGUGAUUGGUUCUUGUACACUGACAGAGGCUCGUUUUCUCCUUGAUCACUUCAUGUCAAUGGCAAUUAACAAGGGCCUGCAGGCAGCUCAGAGGGAGUCUCAGGUGAAGGUGAUGGAGGGCAGAUUGAAGCAGACUGAAAUUACCAGCGCCACACAGAACCAGCUGCUCUUUCACAUGCUGAAGGAGAAGGCAGAGUUUAACCCAGAGCUGGACGCGCUGCUGGGGAAUGCUUUGCAAGAGCUAGGUAACAUCCCGCCUGAAAACGGGGACGAUAGCAGCAGUGACGAAUCUGCCCAGAGCCCCUCUGCAGAGGGAAACACUCUGGCUACAGAUUUCAUGAAACUUUGUGGAGAGACCAAAACAAGGAAUAAGGCUCGCAGGAGGACGACCACUCAGAUGGAGUUGCUCUACGCUAACAGUGACUCUGCCCCUGAUGCACCUACUGUCGACUUUUCUAGUCCGAUGUUGCCGUUAGCUGAAACACCCGAUGCGGGCGGAGACAUGGACUUGUCAGGCUCAGUCAGGGACUACGCAGCUCUCUCCCCUGGCUUUUCCUCUAAAAUGGGCAGCAUUUCUGGCUCCAGAAAUCUGCCAGGCGUGGAAAAGCGAGCUCCUGAGCCUUCCCCGCUCUCGCGCAGGAAGACCUAUGACAAGGCACAAGCAGCGGCUGAAAGGGCAAAGGUCAAGGACAUUAAACAGGGCGUCAUUAACCCGGUCCCACCCACCAAGAGCAGCCGGUCGUCGACAUUACAGUGUGUUCAUGUGGCGGAGGGACACAGUAAAGCUGUUUUAUGUGUUGACUGCACUGACGACCUGCUGUUCACAGGAUCCAAAGACCGGACCUGUAAGGUGUGGAAUCUGGUGACGGGUCAGGAGAUAAUGUCUCUAGCGGGUCACCCCAACAAUGUUGUGUCAGUCCGUUAUAGCUCCAGUUUGGUCUUUACCGUCUCUACCUCCUACAUCAAAGUCUGGGACAUUCGGGACUCGGCCAAAUGCAUCCGCACACUAACGUCUUCUGGUCAAGUUAAUGUUGGGGAUGUCUGUGCGUCCAACACCAGCCGGACAGUCACCAUCCCUGCAGGAGAGAAUCAGAUCAACCAGAUUGCGCUCAACCCCAAUGGCACAGUCCUGUAUGCUGCUGCUGGAAACUCUGUCAGGGUCUGGGACCUGAGAAGGUUUGCCUCUACUGGAAAGCUUACUGGUCACCUUGGUCCAGUUAUGUGCUUGACUGUGGAUCAGUCUGGAAACAGCCAAGACCUGGUUAUCACUGGCUCCAAGGACCAUUACAUUAAGCUGUUUGACGUGACUGAAGGCUCUCUGGGAAGCAUCAGCCCUACACACAACUUUGAACCACCACAUUACGACGGUAUCGAGUCUCUGGUAAUCCAAGGGGACAUUUUCUUCAGCGGCUCCCGAGACAAUGGCAUCAAAAAGUGGGACCUAGACCGUAAAGACCUACUGCAGCAAGUCCCAAAUGCUCACCGUGACUGGGUUUGUGCACUUGGUGUCGUCCCCGGAUCACCAGCCUUGCUGAGUGGAUGCAGAGGCGGGGUGCUCAAGCUGUGGCACACAGACACUCUAGGGACACUGGGGGAGCUCAAGGGUCACGAGAGCCCCAUCAACAGCAUCUCUGCCAACAGCAGCCACCUGUUCACCGCCUCCGAUGAUCGGACUGUGAAGAUCUGGCGUGCACGUGGUGGACUGGAUGGCACCUUGGAAGUGGUUGACAGUGUAGACGAGGUUGCAAGUAACUGAACAUGGUACCACUUGCCUGGUUUGACUCUAGAAGGACGUAAAGGCACUCCUGCCCUGCACUUUGACCCCUUAACUAUCAAGCUUAAACGACGCACCUUCCAUAUCAUGUGACGUUCAUGACUGAGCCAACAGGAAACGGUAAUCUCAUCACAGUGGAAGCUAACGCAUUAGUUCUUUUCUUUGACUCUGUAUGCUUAGAGGAUUUUGCUAAUCAGGAUUUAGUUAACUGUAUUGUUAAUGACUUCUAUUUCUCUCUUCUUGCUCUUUAGACGGUUUGUCAUUAUUGUCAUCGUUAUAAGAACUUAUAUUCACAAGAUACUAUAGGAUGUGGUGAACACACAGUAGACACUAUCAGUGCAGCUCGGCUUACAUGCAGCACAGUGCAACGAUACAACACAGGCAACCCUGCCAAAAAAGGAAGUGGUGUUUUGUUGUCAGAGUACAGAAAUACAUACGUGCAGCAGAGCUAAUGGGUUGGUAGCUGGUCUUCACAACCCACUUCUCUACUUUGUUGAGAUUGUUUCUCUGCACUUGAAACAGAAGUGUUAUUCCAUCAGUCCUGUUUCCAAGAGCAAGAAAAGUGGCUGUGUGUGAGAAAGAAAUCAUUCUACCCCUUAACAUCCUGCUCUAGCUUCUGUGCUCCCUUCAGUUUCUGCAGCAGCUUUAGAUCAGUGACCAAAAAUGUGUAACGUGUUGUUAUUGCUGUCCUCAGCUGGACUUGUAAACAGAACACACUUUAGAGUAGCUAAAGUUUGACAUUUAGGGAAAUAAGCUCACUUGCUUUAUACACUGCAUGUCUUUUGAUUGUGGGAGGAAUCCAGAGUUCCUGGGUUUUCAGGUACAACCCAGAGCUUGAACGGCAGUUUAGUGAAGGAGUCUUCAGUGUCAAGUCAAGAAGCAUGAUCAUCAUUACCCUUCAGUCAUAAAAGGCGGAUGGGGUACUGUUGUCACCCUGUCAGAGGGGCACCAUGGACAGCCAUUAUAACUUCAGAACAAGAUGACAUAGGAUUUCAAAUUGAUACCAUACGUGUAGCUACUAAAAAUCUCAGAUGAGUUGAAAUCUAGUUGACAAGGAUUUUGAAAUUUAUACAAUAGGUGCAUCUACUGGACGUCUGUAGGGUAGUUUUAUUCUGCAUUCACUGGGCUGUGCGCGCCAAGAAUUCAUCUUCUGGGGGUCAGGCUGUACAUCCUGAAGGGUCUGAGGAACAAGACUGAGUAGAAACGAACCAAACUUAAAGAAUCUUUGCUCAACAACUCAACAACUCCCAUACUCACAAGGUUUCAAGCUUAUAAUGCUAAGAUUUUGACAUAGUGGAGGCAGUGCAUCACAGGUGUGCAAGUGGUCAGGAAAGGUUUUAUAAUAAUGACAGCCAUUUGAAGACCUAUGAGGGACAAUUGAGCAAAUACAGUAAAAAUCUUGAAUUUAUCUGGUAAGUGGUACAGUGGUUAACACAGGCCCCUCACAGGAAUCUGGAAGCUGACUGAGGCCUCUGUGUCCCUGUUCCUGUGUGGAUUGUUUCUGGGUUUCUGCACCCUCCCACAGCUUAAAGACAUGCACGAUGAAUGAAAUUGGGGAAUCUAAAUUUUCCAAAGGCAUAAAUGUGAGAAAAUUAAUUGAUGAAGAAUUUGCCUGGUGCCGUUUUUGUUUUUUAAUUGGUGGAACUUUAUCAUAGGAUCUCAUAUACCUUUAACCGCUGAGCACAUGUAAAAAAACCAAACAAAAAUCAACACAAUUAGUCUCUGAGAUUCACUUAAUCCUUAAAUGUGAGCAGGUUGAGCACCGAUGAAAGUCUGCACUUGUUGUCCAUGUUUCAUUGUGUGCACAAAUAUAUCUUCACUCUUCACACAUGCUGGUAACACUCACUAAACCUACACUGCUAAGUUGUGCUCUAAUUCCCAUGCUGCUAAGACACGUUCACCUUCCCAACCCUAUAAGAGGGCUUCUUGUCGUGGGCUCCAGGUGAGGUCCACUCAGUACCGUAGUUGUGUAUGUGUGUAUAUAAGUGUAACGCUAUCUCUUUGUUGUUGAGAGGAGAGGCCUUCUGACGCAACCAGUGUUAUUUUCCUGACUAUUGACUCAACAUCUGUUUCUGUUCUGAUCUUCGUGGGGCCUUCCUGGAGGCACUCGUGGUCUCUGCAGUUUAACUGACCUGCCUGUCAUGAUUGUGCUGUCAUUCUUGAAUGUUUGGUGAAACAGCAGCUGUAGGAAUUAUUCAACUACAUAUGAAAUGUAUGUAAACAAUGUCUGUUCAAAACAAAAAACUAAUCUGACUGAAUGUUAGUUUUGUGGGACCACCGAUCUGAACGUAGUCUCACACUAGAGCCCAGAGGACCGUGAAUGGCACAAAGACUGACGAGUGCAUCAGUAAUGCUUUGGACUGAGCUUAUCCUUCAUACAGGUGGCAGGUCACGUUUAGUGGCCUUUGGUUAGUUUCUUUUCUUUGUUUUGUUUGUUAUGCCCUUCUUCUCCCCUGUACCCAUUUUCGCACCCCCUCCUGUUUUAGGAGCCAUUCCCCAAUGGCGGACUCUGUAGCGAUUCUAAUGUCAGAUGCCUGGUCAGAAUAAAUGCCAUCUGUCAAAAACAA